AUGGAGGAAUACAUGCAAGAUCUCACGCACGACCUGGACGAGGAUGCUUUAGAGAUUGAGGAUACGCCUGAAGUAGAUGACUUGGAGAACGCUCACAGGCCCGACGACGAUGUCACAGUUGAUGAGCACACAUCUUACGAAGAUGUCCCUGAAGAUGUUGUCGCACCCGACGAGGUUGUCCCGCCUGCACCUACGACGCCUGAUCGACCUAUCCAGCAACACCCUUUGCCCCCGACGGUGGAUAACACUGACUUGAACAAUGAACAUAUUGCAAAUCACUGGGCUACUGUGGAAGAAAUGCGGAUAGCUCAAGCACGACGAUAUAUGGCUGCUGAGUACAGGGAUCACCUUCACCGGCAAGCAGGGCCACACAUGCGCCGGACUCGAGAUGUUGCGGCCAGGGACGACAGGGCCAGAUUAAACGCCGAGCUCAUCGAAAUCGUUGCCAGCGUCCACCCCAACGCUCCUAGAGCUCGGCUCAGAGCGAUCAGUAGAUACCGGUGCCAGACCUGCGGUUGCUGGACGGGCAGAACGAGGGCCACCCCAACUGAAUGUAUCAUAUGGACGGUAUCGCUGUCACUUGCCACAGACGAAACACCCGAUUUGAGGCAGACCCUCGCCAACGCUGAAGAUCAUGUGCGAUCGGGGCGAGCGGAGUGUGGAAGAGAACGGGACGAAGCCGAGGAGAGAGCGGAAAUCUUGCGACACAGAAGGGUGGCAAACGAAAACAACACUGAGAGUCGUGUGAGGGAGCUUAGACACUACAGGCGGGCUGAACACUACGGUCGGCUUGAACAAGAAAUGCUCUUGUUCUUUUCGGAAGGUGUUGAGUGA
Messenger RNA from Fusarium vanettenii 77-13-4, 834 nucleotides. RefSeq lists its product as uncharacterized. The record is from RefSeq and is a predicted model, not a curated record. The transcript has 2 exons. NCBI's taxonomy places the organism in Eukaryota, Fungi, Ascomycota, Sordariomycetes, Hypocreales, Nectriaceae. The coding region runs from base 1 to 834 and encodes 277 amino acids.